AUGGCGCCCAACAAGAACUCACGGCCGGCGCCGGUGGCUCCGACGACGACGACCGUGCACCACGUCCCCGACAAGCUCCUCAGGCUCAUCUUCGAGCGCCUCGGCUGGCCCCUCUGGUUCGUCCGCGCCGCCGCCACGUGCAGGCGGUGGCGCCGAAUCGUCGUUCAGGUCAUCAUCCCCCGUCGACGACUACUACACCCCCUUGUCGUAGGCAGCUACCGCAACAACCGCGACGCGCCGGCCCGCGGCCCCAUCUUCACUCCUUCGCCGCUGGCGGUGGCCGCCGUGGACCGCCGCCACUUCUCCCUCGACUUUCUCCCCGGCGGUGGCGGGCAGUGGGAGCUCCUGGACAGCUCCCGAUCCGUCCUGCUCCUCGCCAAGAGGAAGACGGGGUGGAUGCGGCGCUGCUUCCCCGACCUGGUGCUCUGCGAGCCGGCCACGCGCCGCUACCAGCUCAUCCCGCGCAUGGAGGAGAUGAAGCACGAGCGCUACUUCGGCGCCUUCCUCUACGGGCACGGAGCGAUCAACGUGGGCUCGUGGGAGGAGAAGAGCUAUAACCGGUCCACGUUCGAGGUGGUCUGCCUGCUUUACCAAAGGCAUGACCGCGUGUGCGAGGAGAUUGGCAGGGCGAGGGUCUGCGUGUUCUACUACUACACUCAUUGUGGCAGAUUGGUCUUGAACCGUCCGCCAGGGUGGUACCUUAAGAAGGAGUACCAUGGACAGUCGUCUCCUGAUCUUCGUGGCCCAGAGUCUCUCUAUUUUUUGGGACGCACGACGCAUUUUCCGUAUUGGGGUAUCAGACAUGAUGAUCGAGCCUUGCUGCUUUUUGAUGGAUACACCGAAGUCUACAGUGUGCCCGACGUCGCUCGAGGGUCGGUCUUCCGUCUUGUUGAUCAUAGCAGUCAGUACGACAAGAUUCGUGUUGUUUGCUUGCAUGGCAGCACUCUACGGAUCUUUGUGGCGCUGUUUUAUAAUAUGGAGAACUCGGUGCUUGAAAAGAGCAUCCAGUUGACAGAGGCUACAAGUGGGCUAGUAGGAUACAAAGAGGAGUACUUUGGAGGUGGUAGCGAUGCCCUGGAGAUUGUUGCGGCCGACAAGGGGUCUGUAGUCGUCGCCGCGGCAACAAAGGCGUGGAUGUUCUCGGUCGAUCUUGAGACCAUGGAGGUGGCGGAGUACAAGUGCAAGAAGAAUGCCGACAUAAGUGUCGUGGCCUAUCCUUGUGAGCUUCCAUGGCCACUGACUUUGAAUGCUUGUAAGGUUCGGUGUAAGUGA
This is a messenger RNA of Triticum turgidum subsp. durum (durum wheat), 1272 nucleotides long. NCBI's taxonomy places the organism in Eukaryota, Viridiplantae, Streptophyta, Magnoliopsida, Poales, Poaceae. The record is from the annotation of a GenBank genome assembly.